Messenger RNA from Scophthalmus maximus (turbot), 4136 nucleotides. It is a transcript of the gene cadm4, whose product is annotated as cell adhesion molecule 4. The record is from RefSeq and is a predicted model, not a curated record. Gene Ontology annotation, molecular function: vascular endothelial growth factor receptor 2 binding. Gene Ontology annotation, biological process: regulation of Rac protein signal transduction; negative regulation of peptidyl-tyrosine phosphorylation; regulation of wound healing. Bases 932 to 2164 code for a protein of 410 amino acids. Lineage: Eukaryota; Metazoa; Chordata; Actinopteri; Pleuronectiformes; Scophthalmidae. Gene Ontology annotation, cellular component: cell-cell contact zone. The transcript has 10 exons.
CUUGACUUGUUUCGUGCGACCGUCUGAAAUAUCGUACUAUUGAUCUUCUCUGUUCCUUUCAGCAGUGUGGUUUGACCCCGGAGAGACGCGCGGUCCGUGUGUUGUCGUGGUUACUCGGGUGACUGAUUGUUCGGACACCUGCGGCUCAGAACUAGCUCGACCCUGUGUGUUCGGCACAGUGGAGCAGAGUUGGUGAUCAGCAAAUUAAGUUGUCCCGCAUUUGGUUUAUUGCAGCCAUUACCGAAUACCCUUGCUGGCAAAGAGCGUAGAAUUGCAGGUAUGCAUUGGCCACACUUGGUAUUGGUUUUUCUGGUUUAUUGAUCUGCAGGUCUUGGGCUUUGUUCCUAGGAGGCUCAAAGCACUGUGGUAGAAAAUAUCCAGCCUUGCAGUGUUUGCCUUGCUGUCAUUUUGCUUUGAUGGGACCAAGCCCCUGUGCUGCUAUGUAGCUGCAAAGCUUUUUCAACGUAUGGAUUUAGGACACUGCAUCUUGUAACUUUCUUUCUAAACAGCAUAAGGUGCUUGAGUCAAGAGGGUAAUGUUGCGUUGCUCUGGGCUCUGGAUUCCUGUGCGCGCUGUGAUGUUGUGCCUGAAUUGCUUGCGCUGUUAGCACUCUGUCCAGACCUUUGUGUACCUUGUGCAGGCCCUGGCUAAAGAAGUUUCGUUGCAUGUGUUGUGAUCGCGCACAAGAGUCCUUUCUUAAAGGGCGUCGUCCUGACAAAACAACUCCUGUCUGAUCGCACUGAAGUGAAGCUGGGCAGUUUGGCGUGUGCACGUGCCCGCAGCCUUGCAGAGAACAAAUCGAAGUGUGUAUGUGUGUGUGGACUCGUUUGUCUGUAGCAGUGCAGGCGGGGUCACAGAGGAACCAUUGAUCAGACGUGCACACCCACGCACGCACACGUUCACACAUAUACAUACAACUUCUCAACACAAAAUGAAGCCUGUCCAGAGCUCUGACCUCCUCCCUGCCCCCUUCUCUCUGGCCCUGCGCAGCCUGGUCCUGGUCCUACUCUGCAUCACUCCUCAUUGUCAGGCGGUGCAGGCGGAGAAUGUUACAGUCCUGGAGGGGGGUACGGCACAGAUCUCCUGCCGUCUGCAAAACUACGACGGAUCAAUUGUGGUCAUUCAGAAUCCCCGCCGGCAGACUCUCUUCUUCAACGGCACGCGAGCACUGAAGGACGACCGUUUCCAGAUGGUGCUCUUCACGCCGCGGCUGGUGCGCAUCACGCUCACCAACGUCAGCGUGUCCGACGAGGGCGGCUACUUCUGCCAGCUCUACACGGACUCCACGCACCACCAGGUGGCGACGCUGUCCGUGCUGGUGCCGCCGGAGACGCCCACGGUGGAGGUGAAGCAGGAGGCCGUGGAGGGCGGCGAGGCGGAGCUCACCUGUGUGACGCCGCGCAGCAAGCCGGCCGCCACCCUGCGCUGGAUCCGCAACGGCCGGGAGCUACCAGGUGUGGUAUCCCAGCAGGACAAUGUGAAGACGUUCAGCGUGUCCAGCACCAUCCGGAUCCCGGUGGAAAGGAAAGACAAUGGGGCGGCACUGAGCUGCGAGGCCUUCCACCCGGCACUGGCGGGACAGAGGAGGAUUCGCCACUACCGCCUGGAUGUGUACUUUGCACCCACAGUGAGGAUUGUGCCUCCUUCUGGGAUUUUGCGAGAGGGCGACUCGCUCAGCCUCACCUGCUCUGUCACUGGAAACCCUCUGCCAAGGAACACCCAGUGGUCCAAGAUUAAUGACACCCUACCUGAAAGGGCAGAGAUUUCCGGCCCCACCCUCCAGAUUUCCCGCCUCAGCCAGUCACACAACGGGACGUACUUGUGCCAGGCCCAGAACAACUACGGACGCGCUGCCGAUCACUACACCCUGCUGGUGUAUGAUAAUGUGUCAGUCACUACCAUGGUCCCUCCCACUCCAACCUCCACCCAACCAAUCACCUCCCAUCCCGCCACCCCAACCCUCCUAACUCCCAGCUUCGCCUUGGACCCGGAAGAUCCCGGUGCAGUGGUGGAGACUCACAGUGCAGUACCAUACGCAGUGAUAGGUGGCGUUCUGGCACUGCUGGUUUUCACCGUCAUCUGCGUCCUCAUUGUCACCAUCUGGUGCUCCGUCCGACAGAAAGGGUCGUACCGUACCCGAGAGCCUAUUCUUGCUUGGUAUUGACCUAACAAUCAGUAAACUAAUGAAUUAAUCAUUCACAGGUUCCUAUCUUACCCAUGAGGCCAGUGGGUUGGAUGAACAUGGUGAGGUGCAGGAAGCCUUCCUCAAUGGGAACGACGCCAGCCAGGGCAAGAAGGAGUACCUACUGUAGUCCUUCUCCUUCCCUAUCCCCUUCUCUUCUGACCUCAACCCUCCAUCCCUCCCUCUCCCCGUCUCCCUCCUUAUAUAUAGUAUACACAAACACACACACAUACACUUCUACACAAAUGCGCCAUAAUAGGCAGCCUUCUGAAAGCGACUGUAUACAGAUACUGCACACAGCCAGUUCAUCCCGCUCCAUUCCAGUCCAUAUCCUACACACACACCAACCCAGAGACAGACUGAGAAAACGAGAGCCUAUAGACCCACCAGCCAUUAACGACUGUGCCAUAUACUGUCAAGUCGGAGGAACCGGGGGGUGGAAUGGAGAGAGCGAGGGGGGGGGGGCAUGUAGGCAAUAACGAAAUUAUGCCAUAAUUAUUUUCAUCGAGGGGGAAGCAGGGAGCACAAAGAAAACUGGCAUUCUGUCCGUGCAGCCACCAAAGUGGAAGCGGAAUUAGAGGCAGAUGACUGCCAUAAUUCCAUGCCUGGAGAAAACCAUUUGACAAAGCUCAAUCUUCAACCUGCAGAGACAGAGGAAGAAGGGAGUGAGGAGGGAUGGGGAAACGGAGAGGGGGGUGACCAGACCAGACCAGGAGCUAUUGAGCGCCCGGUACUAGAAAAAUAGAAAUUUUCAAAAUUGCCAAAGUAUCUUGCCCACGGAGCGCAUCUCAUAUAUAAUUCCAUAACAACACUGGAGUGCAUAAGCCCAGAGUCCCGAGAAGUAUCCAUACUUCAUGAACAAGCUAACUGUCCUGUUUUGCUAUCCCGGUUGGGUGGCCUGCCAAUUACAUUUUUUUUCUCCUCCCGCUGCAACAGCGAGGAAAAGAUGGUUCCCUUUUCUUUUAAUUUACUCCUUCUUCCUCUACACUCACCUGUUACCAGUCUCUUCCCUCUCCCAUAUAGCUCUCAUUCUCUCUGUCUGCGCCCCCCCGCCUCAAUCGCUCCUCCUUUGUUGGCUCCUAAUAAUGAAAAGGAUUAGUGUUGGGCUGCGUUCCCGAGGAAGAAGAAAGGAAUAUUACUUGCUAAGGCAUUAAAGAAAGGCUUAAUUAUUUUAGAAUGUCAUUAAGAGGAUAAAAAGGUUUAAAAGUCUUAUUAAGAAGGGCAACGGGAGCGAUAGCAAAAUGAAUGAAUAGGAAAAUAAAAGGAAUGGAUAUUUUUUUCCUAAUGCUACCACACACAUGCAGAUACAUGCACACAUCCAUACGUACAGUAAACAUGUUGACAGAACUAGUAUACAUAUCUCUGAAUUCCUUAUUUGUAUAAUAAAAGAGCAGCAACAUAAAUUAAAACAUAAAAUGAAACUUUUAAGAAAUAAGAAAAACUGUUUACUAUUGAAACUCAUUAUUAAGCAACUAUACUAACACAGAAUAUUAGCCUAUAGAGUUGCAACGUCGAACAAACUACUGUCCAGUGAUCUUUAAAGAAAAAAAGAAAACAAUAAAAAAAAACAUUUGUCUUUAUGAGAAACCAGAGGUCUUAUUGAUUUUUUUAUUAAUUAUUAUUAUUGUUUGAACAAUUAUGAUUGUUGUUACUGUUAUUAUUAUUGCUGUUGUUGUUAUUAUUAUAAUUGUAAAUGUUAAAGAAAUGUACACUUCCCAUGGUUUGUCUUCGGUUCUAAUGUAGAGAAAUUGCUGUCUUUUUUCACUCUUACCUUUCCUCUCUCUCCCAGUCUUUCUCUCUCUUCGUCUCCUGUGCCUAGUCGUCUCUUCUCCAGUCUUUCACUCUUGUUUAUUUUAGAGUCCAUGUGUCAUUGUUGAUAUAUAGCUAACUAUUUCUUUAUAGGGGAAAGAUACAAAGCACGACAAAAUAAAAAAAAACAUUGAUCCAAAAAGAA